Messenger RNA from Hyaloscypha bicolor E, 1706 nucleotides. Its product is annotated as flavin-containing amine oxidase. NCBI's taxonomy places the organism in Eukaryota, Fungi, Ascomycota, Leotiomycetes, Helotiales, Hyaloscyphaceae. Gene Ontology annotation, molecular function: oxidoreductase activity. The record is from RefSeq and is a predicted model, not a curated record. The coding region runs from base 321 to 1706 and encodes 461 amino acids. The transcript has 4 exons.
AAAGUCGAGAUUGAUCACGGGAACCGAAGAAUAUUGACGGAGUAUGGAUUAGAAGCUGGGCAGCUUAUUGGAGUAAGCCAAUACCCCUGCUUUAGCUCCUGUAGGCCUACGGGAUUUUCUAGCUCUUCAGUCGGGUUUCUGAAAGCAACUCUUUUACACAUCUUAUAACCAAUAUCCAUCCCCGCCAGGAAUUCUCCAGACUGCCUUGUCCACGACUCGACUAUUGAACAACCUCUCCCCCACUUUCAAUCUCUUGUCACCAAAGCAAACCAACAUAAUAUUGCUACCAACAUCACAAAUUUUGGAUUCAACCUUGUGAAAUGGCGCCUUCAACCGCCAUGAGCUACGAAUCUGUGGAUGUGGUCGUUGUCGGGGCCGGAUUGAGUGGGUUGCAAGCGGCUCUUGACGUUCAAAAAUCUGGCCUUAGCUGUGUCAUACUCGAAGCAAGAGAUCGAGUGGGCGGCAAAACCCUCUCUCAGCCUUUAGCCAGUGGGAACGGGGUAGUUGAUUUGGGUGCGGCAUGGCUCAACGAGGCCACACAGCCAAAAAUCUAUGCAUUGGCGAAAAAAUAUGGCUACGAAACUGUGGUACAGCCUUUCAAAGGGGACGAAAUUGUGGAGGAUACAAGCGGGACUAUUCACAGGGUCGCCCAGGAUCACUUACCUGAUCUGCCGGCUGCGACUUUACGAGCUAUAGGAAUGAUUACCAGCAUUCUGGAGACAGAAGCUGCCAAAUUAGACCUCCGCAACCUUCCAAUCUCUGAAUUUGACAAGCUCACAGUCAGCGAGUUCCUCAAGAAGGAAGGAGCUAAUGAAGAUACAUACAAGUUCUUUGAAACAACCGUAAAGGGUUUGUUGGGCGUCGAUGCCACCGAACUGAGUCUUUUUUUUUACUUGGAUUAUAUCAAGAGCGGGGGAAGUCUUGAAGAGCUUAUGUCAGAGAAAAGUGACGGUGCACAAUAUCAGCGACUUCGUCAAGGAAUGCAAUCAAUCUCCAAAGGGAUGGCAGGCGAUCUUCAACCGGGAUCACUAUUCCUAAACAGUCCAGUCUCCCACAACCACCAAGAGAAGAACCCUUCAGCCUGCGUAGUCACGACUCAGAGAGGGAAACAGUUCCGAGCCAAAAAGGUCGUCAUUUCGAUCCCAACACCGCUCUACAGGACCAUCAAAUUCUCGCCGGCACUGCCGAAAGCCAAAAUGACGUUGGCCGACUCAACCACACUUGGAUACUAUGCUAAGACCAUUCUCAUCUAUGACAAGCCAUGGUGGAGUGAGCUUGGCCUCAGAGGUUCCUUUAUCUCAUUGAUGGGCGCCGUAUCCUUUUCAUACGAUACCUCCGUGGAAGCCGACGCCCAGUAUUCCAUUACUUGUUUCAUUGUAGGCGGUACGGGACGCAAAUGGUCUAUCCUAUCCCCAACAAUGGUUGGAGAUGAGCAUGGACAUCGAGUGUAUCAGACGGAGGAAAUUAUCGAGGAUGAAUGGAUCAAAGAGCACUGGAGUCAGGGUGCCCCCAGUCCAGUCAUGGGGCCGAACUUGCUGAACAAGUAUGCUGACGUGCUGCGAGCUCCCUGUGGCAAUCUACAUUUUGUGGGAACGGAGACUGCAUAUGAGUGGAAGGGGUAUAUGGAUGGUGCCGUGAGUGCUGGUGAACGAGGCGCAGGGGAAGUGAUCCAGGCUUUAAUCAAGUCUGCUGCCGGCCAAUCGUGA